GACUUGACCAAGAUGCCCAUCGUCCAGUUUGCGCCAUUCUCCUCACUGGUUCAACCCACCUUCUGGCACGAACUCACCUCCCUCAAGAUCGAUGUGCUUCGACUUUCUGAUGAAGCAGUGCCCAUUACUGGGUCCUAUUCCGUUGGUCGGUCAAUAACAGACCGCGAGACAGGCCACGAGAUCGUGCUGGGUUGCAAUAUGAGUGUGGGGUCUGAGUCGUUCGACAAGAACGCAGUAGCACCUGCAGGCUCAUUUCCCGCAAAGGGGCAUCUGAAGAAUUACAAUACAAUCGAAGAGUUCAAGGCUGCGGAUAAGACAGCACUCUUCAACCAGGAGGCGGACAAGAUGUGGGAGGCGAUCGUAUCUAAGCGCGACUCCACCAGCCUCAACAACUUCCUCGUCAUUACGUUCGCCGACCUUAAAAAGUACAAAUACUACUAUUGGUUCGCGUUCCCUGCGUUUGCCGCCAAACCUGCGUGGGAGAUCGAUGAGCUAGGCUGGCGUCUCGCUGCCUCAGAACUUUCACCCGAAUCGCUCUCUUCUAUCCAUUCAAAGCUGCAUGCAACCCCUCUGCCAUUUUUCCUUCUUCGAUCUGGUUUGGAGAUAGCGCCAAUCGACUCUUACAGCACUUUCUUCGCCAAUGUUCCCCCUGAAGAGCAAACCAUCGGCUUUGUCGAUCCAUCGGCGAGCCCGACCAACCCAGGAUGGCCAUUGCGCAAUCUGCUUGCCUAUCUUCGCGCUGUAUACCCAGAAACCACCUCUCGGUUACGAGUACUGUGUUGGAGAGACAGUGAGGUGCCGCACGCGCCGGCUGGGUGGAAGAGCCGAAUUGGAGUUGUUCACAUUACCCCUUCACCAGAGUCAGGAGGUCGUCCGAGUGCUGUUGGAUGGGAGAAGAAUCCACAAGGAAAGCUUGCUCCUCGCAUGGCUGACCUUGCGCCGAUGAUGGACCCAACCCGUCUCGCCGACCAAGCGGUUGAUUUGAAUCUCAAACUCAUGCGAUGGCGUAUUCUACCAUCACUGGACUUGGAGAAGAUCUCGUCUACGAAAUGUCUCCUUCUCGGCGCUGGGACAUUGGGGUGUUAUGUCGCACGGACACUAAUGGGUUGGGGCGUGCGGGACAUCACGCUAGUUGAUUCCGGGAAAGUUUCCUUCUCAAAUCCCGUCAGGCAACCAUUGUUCGAAUUCGAGGAUUGUCUCGAAGGCGGCAAACCUAAGGCUGAAUGUGCGGCGGCUCGAAUGAAGAAAAUAUUCCCCGGUAUUAAUGCUGCAGGUCAUUCGCUCUCUAUACCGAUGCCUGGACAUCCAGUCCCCCCUGCUUCGGUCGAUCAAACUAGGGCAGAUGUGAAGAAAUUAGAGGAGUUGAUCGAUACUCAUGACGCAGUUUUCUUGCUCAUGGACUCACGGGAAAGUCGAUGGCUCCCAACUGUGAUAUGUGCAGCCAAGGGCAAGAUCGUCUUGAAUGCUGCCCUGGGUUUCGACACAUUCCUUGUUAUGCGCCAUGGUGUGAGAGAAUCUUCUCUCCAACCCGGCGCCACGCAGUUGGGAUGCUACUAUUGUAACGAUAUUGUCGCACCUGCCGAUUCACUCACCGAUCGAACACUCGAUGAGAUGUGCACGGUAACACGGCCUGGUAUUGCUUCUUUAGCGUCUUCAACCGCGGUGGAGCUCCUUGCUUCUGUCCUCCAACAUCCAGACGGAGUGCAUGCUGCGGCGCCUCCAGCAAACUCAGACCCAGCUGCUCUGAUCAACGCUGGAGUUUUGGGUCUUGUUCCGCAUCAAUUGCGAGGAUUCCUUGCCCAGUUCCGUAACCUGCAUAUUGUAGGCGCUGCUUAUAGCCGAUGCACUGGCUGCAGCGAAACCGUGCUGAAAGCAUACGAGAAGGAAGGUUUCGAUAUGAUUCUGCAAGCGUUGAACGACGAUAAGUACCUCCAACAUUUGACUGGGUUGGACACUUUAUAUGCGGAAGGAGAGAAGGCGUUGGAGGAAGUAGACUGGGAUGUAGAUGACGAAGAGGGUGAGGACUUCUGA
Molecule: messenger RNA, 2031 nt
Organism: Mycena indigotica
Lineage: Eukaryota; Fungi; Basidiomycota; Agaricomycetes; Agaricales; Mycenaceae
Product: Autophagy-related protein
Exons: 10
Coding region: 13-2031 (672 amino acids)
Biological process (GO): protein modification by small protein conjugation; C-terminal protein lipidation; autophagy of mitochondrion
Cellular component (GO): cytoplasm; phagophore assembly site
Molecular function (GO): Atg8 activating enzyme activity; Atg12 activating enzyme activity
Source: RefSeq, a predicted model, not a curated record